Messenger RNA from Oncorhynchus keta (chum salmon), 270 nucleotides. RefSeq names its product syntaxin-binding protein 4-like. The record is from RefSeq and is a predicted model, not a curated record. The annotation marks the transcript as partial. NCBI's taxonomy places the organism in Eukaryota, Metazoa, Chordata, Actinopteri, Salmoniformes, Salmonidae. Gene Ontology annotation, molecular function: protein binding. The transcript has 3 exons.
AUGUUUGUGUCUUGCAGAUAUCUGGACAGCACAUCGUCCGGGUCCUCGUCACGCUCCCAGAGUCCUUUGCUCUUGAGUCCUGCUGGCUCUCAGAGCACCUACAACAACCCUCUACUGCGCUCCCUCAGUCACCCAGGAGAGGGUGUGAUCCAGCUGAUCUCUGUAGCCCGCUCCUCUAGUCUGGGCAUCACCAUCGGCGGAGGCUCCAAUAGACCGGACGGCCCUGCGGUCUUCAUCCAGGAGGUUCUGUCUGGGGGAGACUGCCACAGG